Cyphomyrmex costatus is the source of this 1483-nucleotide messenger RNA. RefSeq names its product flavin-containing monooxygenase FMO GS-OX-like 3. The record is from RefSeq and is a predicted model, not a curated record. The transcript has 7 exons. NCBI's taxonomy places the organism in Eukaryota, Metazoa, Arthropoda, Insecta, Hymenoptera, Formicidae. The coding region runs from base 83 to 1384 and encodes 433 amino acids. Gene Ontology annotation, molecular function: N,N-dimethylaniline monooxygenase activity; NADP binding; flavin adenine dinucleotide binding.
AAGUUACGAUAAUUCAAGCGAUAAUCCGAUGUCUGAAGAGGCCUCAAUCCAAGAGCCGAAACUGAUAUUUUAUUGAGAAAUCAUGCCGAGUAGUAAAACGAGAAUCGCUAUUGUGGGUGGUGGAGUGGCUGGUUUGGUGGUAGCCCGCCAUGUAGUGGCCAAAUUAAAUACUUAUAGUCUCAUUCUCUUCGAACAAACCGAUCAAAUCGGUGGCACGUGGGUGUAUACUGAUGAAACAGAUCUUGACAAACACGAACUUUUGAUUCACAGCAGCAUGUACAAGAAUCUCAGAACAAAUAUACCAAAGGAAAUAAUGGCAAUACCUGACUUUCCCUUUCAAGAUCUAGGUGGCCCGUCUUUCGUUCAUCACAGUGUAAUAAGAAAAUAUCUCAUGAGCUAUGCGAAGCACUUCAAUCUUUAUCCCUACGUCAAAUUGAAUACCCUAGUGAAGCGCGUAGAACCAAAAGUUUUGAGAAACGGCCGAACCUUAUGGAUGGUGACGUAUGAGUCAUUGGAGACCAAAACAGAAAUCACAAACAUCUUCGACGCCGUAGUGCUGUGCAACGGUCAUUACACUAUUGGUCGUAUUCCGCAUAUACCAGGUAUCGAAAGCUUUUGCGGUAGAUGUAUUCACAGCCAUCAGUACAGAAUACCAGAGGUCUAUACCGGCAAAAAGGUUUGCAUACUCGGCGCGUCCUGGUCUGGCAUUGAUAUCGCCAUGGAAGUCUCUCAAUAUGCUGAUAAGAUAUAUCUGAGUCAUAAUCUGUCGGAACAACUCAACUCAAAAAUAUCGAACAAUAUCGAGCAAAAGUCCGGUGUAGAGUCCAUCCAGGGAAACACCUUCACCUUCCGCGACGGAUCAACAGUAGAAGUGGACGAUUUUAUAUACUGCACCGGUUACGAAUUUACGUAUCCCUUUAUGUCUGCUAAAGUCGAGAUACGUACAGACAACGACCACGUCGAGCCCAUCUACAAGCAUCUAGUACAUAUGGACUACACAAGUCUAUUCUUCAUGGGAUUGCCCGCGUUGGUGAUACCGUUUCCAAUGUUUCAUAUUCAAGCACAGUAUAUUCUUGGAAUCCUCGAAGAACGUAUCAAGUUACCGUCGUCGCAACAGAUGCGCGAAGAGUACGAAAUCGAGAAAAAAUCUCUGUUGGACCAAGGUAUUCUGCUGAGACACAUUAACAAGUUAAAGGACAGGCAGUGGGCUUACUACGACCAGCUUGCAACUGUUGCGAAUGUGGCAGGCUUUCCGCCAGUAAUCAAGAAGGUUAUGGAUCACGUUUUUCAAAUGCGAGAUAUAGAUUUUACCACCUACAAAAAUUAUCAAUACCGCAUCAUUGACGGCGAGAAUUUUAGCGUAUCUUACUGUAAACCUUGUUAGGGGGGUUGUAUGCAAAGAAAAGUGCAGAAAGUGAACAUCAUUUGCAAGACGAUCUGUAUUAAAACGGAUACGAAUAAAUCGUUCACGUCUUUCAGUAUA